AUGGCGUUUGCGUACGACCCUAACCCAAGCAUCGGGCGAGCGACCUUGAUGGAUAAGCUACAAUGCUUCGCACUCCUGCUUGUCUUACCUUGGGCGUGUUUCGAGGUGCUUUCACGAAGGGCUGUCUGGACAAAUAAUGAUCUCAGUCUCAAGGCCGAUUUCAUUUGCACCUUCCUUCGCUUGAAAGGCAUAUCCAUCGCUGUCUUCGCGCUCGACUACUCCUUGACACCAGAAGCACAGUACCCUACUCAAGUCAACCAAGCAAAAGCUGCCUACCGCUACCUGCUAGAGGACCAGAAUAUCGACGCCGCAAAGAUUGCUCCAAUCGGGGAUUCUGCAGGCGCGCAUCUGAUUCUGAACUUACUUUCCAAUUUGGCGGACGAACCAUCACUCCCAAAACCUGGAGCUGGCGUGUUCCUGAUCGCGCCGUGGAUUGAUCUGCGAUGUUCCAGAGAUGGCUCAUUUGUUCGCAAUCGAGACAGCGAUUAUCUGCUCCGUGAUCGUCUUAUUCGGGCCGGACUCCAAGUCAUGCCGCGUCACCUUGAUGCUACAGUGCCUCACAUCAUCGACUUUUCCCUACCUCGGCCUGACAAGCAGUCCUGGGCACAGACACUACCUAACAAGGUGUGGAUGGGUAUAGGCUCCAAGGGAGUCUUGCUAGACGACGCCAUCGCUUUCGUCAACCGUGUCGAAGCUGAUGGGAUGAAUGUUGAGUUCCAGCUUGAUAAAGGCAAGGUACACGACUGGCAAAUAGUCGAGGAUCUCUUGGAUGUUGACCAGUAUUUCGCUACAAUUGGUGAGGUGCCUCAGGGGUUGAUGAAGGGAGCUGCGAACAUUGCAGAAGCUAUCUUUUCGGCGAAGUCUUGA
This is a messenger RNA of Aureobasidium musti, 867 nucleotides long. The record is from the annotation of a GenBank genome assembly. Lineage: Eukaryota; Fungi; Ascomycota; Dothideomycetes; Dothideales; Saccotheciaceae.